Bradysia coprophila is the source of this 945-nucleotide messenger RNA. Its product is annotated as neuronal acetylcholine receptor subunit beta-3-like. The record is from RefSeq and is a predicted model, not a curated record. NCBI's taxonomy places the organism in Eukaryota, Metazoa, Arthropoda, Insecta, Diptera, Sciaridae.
AUGGUGGUCCAUUUUGACAUUGAGCUGCUGAGAAUUAUACAAGUGGACGAGAAACAUCAAGUGAUUACAACGAACAUUCUGCGUUACUUGCAUUGGAAAGAUGAAUUCUUGCAGUGGAAGCCGGAAAUCUAUGGAAACAUUACGGAAUACAACCAGUCCGGGCCUGGUGUUAAAAAGCUCCAACACAGAACAGUUCCAAAAUACGAAAUAAGCUCCGACUACUUUCAGGAGGAUAACGGAGAAUGGAAUUUGCUGGGAAUAACUUCCAAUAGCAGUUCUACCAUGUAUUCAUGCUGUCCGGACGAUGGAUACAUUAGAAUCAAUUAUACAAUUCAUUUGAAGAGGCGCGCAUUUUACUACUUUUUCAAUUUGCUCGUUCCAUGUGGCCUGAUCGGAUUCCUUGCUAUCUUGGGUUUCACCUUACCGCCAGAAUCGGGAGAAAAACUACCACUGGGCGCCACCAUACUCUUUUCUCUCAUUGUUUUUCUGAAUAUGAUCAGCGAGUCGAUGCCAGCAAAUUCGGAUACUGUGCCACUUCUGGGCACCUACUUCAACUGUGUCAUGUUCACCAUUGCGCUGUCUGUCGUUUCAACGAUUGUCAUAAACGUUAAUUUGAAAGCUGCAAAUCCAAAGAGAGUGGACGGAUUGACGAAAAAAAUAUUUCUCCGUUGGCUACCUCGGAUGCUUCGUAUGAAUAUCUCUUCAAAUAUCGUUACCGAACAGGAUCCAGUGUUGUGGAACAAGAAGAUGGUCGAAGACACGAUUACGAUACAAAUUAAACGAUCCGGAGGUGUAGAGACAGUGGUUACGUAUUCAUUGCACGCAGAUAAAAUUGUGGCUCAACAGUGGAGCUGCGUUGCGGCCGUAGUGGAUAGAAUGUGUUUAGUGUUUUCUCUUAUCGUUACGUUCCUUUCAGUCACAAUUUUUCUCGUUUAUGCAUAUUAA